This is a messenger RNA of Bactrocera oleae (olive fruit fly), 1857 nucleotides long. Its product is annotated as lysM and putative peptidoglycan-binding domain-containing protein 3. The record is from RefSeq and is a predicted model, not a curated record. NCBI's taxonomy places the organism in Eukaryota, Metazoa, Arthropoda, Insecta, Diptera, Tephritidae.
CCUGUUUCAUUUCCACUAUUUCACUGGGGCAAAAUAAAAAUUAGUGUUACAGGUUUAUUGUAAUUACACGUAAAUUAAACAAUUUCGUUUCUAUUAUUCGUAUUUAUUCAUAAAGUAAUAUAUCCAAAAACGUUUCUUAAUUCAAAAUUGGCAAGGAAUUUUACACAUAUUUAUUAGAUUACUUCUUUAUGAAUGCGAGAGAUUUCUACAGUAGUAGACACAAGUUUUAUUUACAUAUUUCAUGUUUUAACGUAAGUGAGUGAAUAUACAUAUAGCUGUGCAAUGCGUAGGCAACGGAGAGUGAAUCUAUCACCUGGUUUUUAUAAUGAUGCGUUUCAUUCUGCCGACAUGUCAUAUGCACCAAUAAAUAAAGAUUUGGAUGAUGAGAAAAUCCCUGUUGAAAUGGAGAGGCUGCCACGCAUUACCAGCCUAGAAAAUGGACAAUUACAUAGUUUUGAAAAUACUAUUGAGGCUAAAGUGGAAGUAGGCGAUUCUUUGCAAGCAUUGGCUUUACGAUUUCGUUCCACAGUUGCAGACAUAAAACGACUCAAUAAGAUUGAUAAGGAUAACGAAAUUUAUGCGAGGAAGUUUGUAAAAAUUCCUGUAACGCCACAUUCGAUAUUAUUGGAAACAUUACCAACAGUACACAAAAGUGGGAGUAAUAGUCCGUCUCAAAGUGAACAUGAAUCCUUCGAAACAAACAUUAUGAGAAACCCUUUAAAGGAUGCAAACCUUAUGUUGGGCGAAAAACUGAUGAUAGCUUCUGUAAAUGCUGCUGGUAAUAUUAAUAUCGAAACUAUUGACUCUAAUAAUUCGGUUUUGGCCUCUACGUUGGGAAGCAAAGACAGUGUCUGCUUGAAAAAAAAAACAAAUUCUACCAAUGAUUCCACGGCAUUAUUAGAGGAUUUUCUUGAUAAUGAUUUUGCGGAUACAUAUGUGCGACCUAUACGAGGACCCGCAAUAAGUGCUCUACAUUGGUCUGGUUCUGAUGGCGAUAUGACUUGGGUAUGCUUGUUUGUUGUAAUCUUGGCUUUAUGCUUUGCCAUACCAUUGAUUGUUGUGAUAUUUUGGACCCAUCCACACAGCAGCGGAAACAACAAUACAACAACAGUUAACUGACGUGGUGGGUUGGCCGCGAAUGAAAAAUAUCUUUACCGGUAUAUUUACCUUAUAAUUUAUUUAUAAAUGAAGGGACAGAUUUCGUAAAAAUUUUAAUGUCUAAAAAUGACAUAUGUAUAUAUGAAAAUCCUUGGUAAAAGGAAUCUUUUGCACAUAUUAAAAUUAGGUUCUUAAUGAAAAUCGCCAACAUUAUAAUAGGUAAAAUAACUAGUGUAACAAACAUAAAUAAAUAGCAAUAUAAGAAGAAAAAAUGGUUAAUUUACUGCAAAGUGCCUUCAUCGUUUUUCAGUCUAAAGAUGUGUAUGUACUUGUUUAUAUAAAAAUUUUUGUUUUUUAAUAAAAUUUUACAAGAUAAAUUUAAACUUUUUAUUACAGAUAUCGUUAGUUAGAUUAUGCGAAACCCUUUUGUAAAUAAUAACACAUACAUACAAAUACAGUUACGUACAUAUGCAUUAUAAUUAGGGGCCUGUCUAUUGUGAGUAGCUUUAGUUUUUUUAAUAAGAAUUUUAAUUAUAACAUUUAUACCAUUGGCUCGUAAAGUCUCAUAAAAAAGUGAAAUAAACAAGAAUUUGAAAAAAAAACUUAAAAUUUUUUGUGUAUAAGUACAAAACAGUUGACAAAAGUAUGCUGUUUAUUAUUAUUACAUUAUAUUUAAGUUCUUGUUUUGCUUAUUAAAUAUUAUUGUUAUUAGUUCCCAAAGUUGAUACAAUUAGCAAAUAAAUUAAUACUUAUAUUGGA